GCAACCUGCAUGUUCCUUCUUGCGCUCGUUGCCAAAGGCAUACCAUAUACUGCAUCUAAGGAGUGUAUCAGCAUCAUACAUUGGUUAUCUCCCUAUUCCGCCCACUCGGAUUGACAUCGUCGAUAGCUUGAUCCGAAAUUCAAAUUCAACCAUAUACGGUAUAUUUCAUGAAACUUGUUCCCAAACACAGAACUUUUGAAAACACUAAGGAGCAAGGGACGUGUGUUAAUCUCCACACCGAGAUGGCUUUCUAGAGUCUUCCGCCGAGAUCUGGCUCAACCGAAUGCGUGUGUAAUCGAAAGUUUGCACCGAUACAGGCUAGGGUAUGUGGGACCCGUAGCAUGGAUAUGGUAUGGCAUGGCAUGGUAUGGUAUGCGGGACGGUUGGAGCACAGGUACGCAUGAAGUCAUGUACAGUCACAACGCACAAAUAAACCCCUAUUUGCUUUGCUCCGCGAAAUGGGUCGGUGCCUUAUAAGCUGGCUAGAAAUAUGGUCGCAUUCCAUCUGCUCUCGCAUCCUGAGAGGGUUUGUUGAUUGACGUUGUCGCGGUUCAUCUUCUCCCAGUUGUCCCCUGCAUCUCAUAACAGCACGAAAUGACAUCUGGUCCUGUAGCCUGUGAGACUUGCGGGGAACAAGUCAAAGAGCCGCGUUAUCUGCAGCGUCAUCUGGAUGAGGUUCACUGCCCAACUGCACAUGUUCAAUUGCCUGACGGUAGAGACUUCACUGUUUAUCGCGGCGCAGACGGUCGGUUUCAGUGCCCUCUCUGUGUAGCCAGCAGUCUGAAGACCAGCCAGACGCUCAUCGGCCACAUUGAGAAAAGUUGCCCAUGUAAUCCCCUCCGUCAAAGGCCGUUGCAACCCGAUCGCUCUCCUGUCGGCAAUGAUGAUGGCGGUCUAUAUCGACCAGGGAGCCCCACUUCGCAGUCUAACUCGCAGAGAAAAAAGAGGGGUAGACCCCGUAGAUCAGAUCCAUAUUCUUCCCACAAAUCAUAUCAAUUCCGCAAUGAAACGGAUUCUGCUGCAGCAACAAAUGGGCAGAUACAGCAGCCUUCAUACGCGACACCGUCGCACCCUGCCGCUGUCAACAUGAAUCAAGGAUCCAACUCUUUUGCUUCCGGGUCAUGCCAUGUUGAGUCUCAAGCAGCCCCCGCGCCUGCUGGCGAUCCCGCCCUGCAUGCCUUCCUCGCAGGCUUGCCCUCUCCCUUGGACCAUCAUCUCGACGCAUUUAAGAAAUGCGGCAUUGAUUCGAUGAAGAAACUUGAUAUGUUGCCAGCUAUGCCAAAGGAGCGAAAAAACAUUGACGACGAUCUCAAGAAGAGAGGUGUCACGGUUUUUGAUUUGUCGAUGCUCCAUUCGACGUUGGAGGAGAGAUCGGGUUCGAGAAAUUGAAAUUCAUCAUCCAUCGUAUUUCUUUUGUUACAUUUCCCUCCCGGAACGCCUGGAACUUCUCUGUCAUAAGCAAUAUAGCUUUUGUGUACUUUUAGAAAAGAUACUGUACAGUAAAUGACCAUAUAUUUGAAUGCGCAAAAGAUUGGUGAAUAAUU
Messenger RNA from Somion occarium, 1544 nucleotides. The record is from the annotation of a GenBank genome assembly. Lineage: Eukaryota; Fungi; Basidiomycota; Agaricomycetes; Polyporales; Cerrenaceae.